GGGGCGGAAGUGGGGUGUGGACAACGGAAGUGCCCGCCCCGGCCCCGCCUCCGCCCCCUGCUUUGAGUAAGCUGGGUGUUUCCUGCCUUUCAGUCCGGAUUUGGAGACUCCGGCGUCCUCCGACUUUUCAUGGAAGAGAUGUCAGGAGAAAGCGUGGUGAGCUCGGCGGUGCCAGCGGCUGCUACCCGCACCACUUCCUUCAAGGGCGCCAGUCCCAGUUCCAAGUACGUGAAGCUGAAUGUCGGGGGAGCCCUCUACUACACCACCAUGCAGACACUCACCAAGCAGGACACCAUGCUGAAGGCCAUGUUCAGUGGGCGGAUGGAAGUUCUCACCGACAGUGAAGGCUGGAUCCUCAUUGACCGCUGUGGGAAGCACUUCGGGACAAUACUCAACUACCUUCGAGACGGGGCUGUGCCCCUGCCGGAGAGCCGCCGGGAGAUCGAGGAGCUGCUAGCGGAGGCCAAGUACUACCUGGUGCAGGGCCUGCUAGAAGAGUGCCAGGCGGCCCUACAACAGAACAAAGAUACUUACGAACCCUUCUGCAAGGUUCCUGUCAUCACCUCCUCCAAGGAAGAACAGAGGCUCAUAGCGACUUCAAAUAAGCCGGCCGUGAAGCUGCUCUACAACAGAAGUAACAACAAAUACUCCUACACCAGCAAUUCUGACGACAACAUGCUGAAGAACAUCGAGCUCUUUGAUAAACUCUCCCUGCGCUUUAACGGGAGGGUCCUGUUCAUAAAGGACGUCAUCGGGGAUGAAAUCUGCUGCUGGUCAUUUUACGGCCAGGGCCGAAAAAUUGCGGAAGUCUGUUGCACCUCCAUCGUCUACGCCACGGAGAAGAAGCAGACCAAGGUUGAGUUCCCCGAAGCCCGCAUUUAUGAGGAGACCCUGAACAUCCUGCUGUAUGAGGCCCAGGACGGCCGGGGACCUGACAACGCCCUCCUGGAGGCCACAGGCGGGGCGGCCGGCCGCUCCCAUCACCUGGACGAGGACGAGGAGCGGGAGCGGGAGCGGAUAGAGCGAGUACGGAGGAUCCACAUCAAGCGCCCCGAUGACCGGGCCCACCUCCACCAGUGAGCAGGCGAGCACCGGCUGCCCUCCGCCCUCCCUCUGCCCCGCCCCCCAGACCCUGUGCAGGCUUCGGGGUACCUCCACUCCCCUGGAGUCCGGAGACACUUUUGUAACAAGCCAGAUGAUUAUUUUGGUAUUUCUUGACAAGUGGAUUGCUUCUGUGUUGACCCAGGUGUGCACCCCUUCUGAGCAAAGCUGUGUCCGAGGGCUCUGCUUCCCGCGAGAGCCGGAAAGUGUGAAUGAGUCUGGCGUGUGUGAGAGCCUUUGUGGCAGUAUUUAUUUUUAUGGCUGUUGACUACCUACCAGGGCUCCUUAAGUGACACUCCUAAGGGCUCCUUUGACAAUUGUGAGGGGCUGUGUAGGUGGCAACCGUCAACCAGGAUGUCUGGGAGCAGCCUGGCCCUGCCUGUUCUGUGUUCUGACGAGGCUGGGAGCCUGCUCUGUACGGUUUUGGGACGAGAGCUCAUUGGCCGACGGUUUCAGCUUGUAGUAGUGGACAGGGGACCGAGUGUGCUUCCAGCCCCCCUGUCUGGCAUGGAGCAGACCGUUCCCUGGCAGUGGGCUCUGCUGUCAUCCGGGUCCUUCCCGUUGCUGGGCUUGUUGACACACACUUCCCAGAAGGUCAUCUGAACACCUGCAGCCAUUGCUCCAGACCACUGCCUUAAGGGUCUGCUCCCUGCAGCCCCAGACACGGUGGGCCCCAUCUGGGGCCACCGCCCGGAGCCUGCAGGCUGACUCAGGGCCCUUCCCUGCUCUCUAUCGCUCCCUUCAGUUCUUAGUUCUCUGCAGACUAGAGUGGGCGUGCAGCUACCUUUGAGUCUUGUCUGUGUUGGAGGAUGUGUGUGACUGCUGGUGAGGACGUGCAACUGCGGGGCACAGGUGCUGGUGAGGAGACACACCCGUUACCUGUCUGCGCCUGCGCAGAGGUGAGGCCUGACUGACAGGGUGGUCGGGACUAGACUAGUUACGAGGCGAGUGCUUGAUGAAGGAAUUGUGACUCUUUUAGACCAAAGGUAUGAAGUGGAUAAUCUGUCAGGUUUUUUAAAGUUUCUAUUUUGUGACGGUUUUUACAGCUCACUUUGUGCGUGACGGUCGUGUACCUUUCUCUUGUAUCUGGCAGCAAACAAUCCCGACUGGAUCGAGGAACUGUGUACCGGGUAGAUGCUUUUUACACAAUGGUGUGGCAAAACUUUUGUAUGUAGAGCCGAGAAAGGGAGCUUACAAAUCAUGUUUCAUGAGUUUUUCUACUGUGUAUUUUCAGUGUCAGCCCUGCCCUUCGGGUUCAACCUUUUAGGAAGUGAACGUGAAUGUCAGUCCUGGUGUUUUCUGUAGGAAUGGAAAAGCCAUUGUAUACACUGUUGAAAUGUCCAUGUGCAGAAUGGUUGGCGGCACAGUUGACUCGCCGUGGCCUCUGCGCCUUACGGUUUCUGUUCGGGCAGCUCUCUCUACUUCCUCUUUCCUCCUACCUUGUGCCUACAGCUUUGCACCUCCCGCGCCCAGCGAUAGGACCAGGCCUGGCAAACCUUCCACGGUGCCUGGUAGCGCCGGCAGCUGCGUCUGCCAGGGCCUGGCCCGGUGUCCGUCGGUCCAAAGCUCUGCUCCACAUUUCACAGGCUAGCAUGACGGACAGCAGUCAGCAUUUCCAGUGCAGAGCCAUCCAGUGAAUCACUGCUCCUGGGUUUGGUGUAAAGAGUGACUUUUAUUGCACAUUAAUGGCUCACAAUUAAAUUGGAAUAGCUUUUUGUCCAUGGUAACCAAGUCCAGUGUUUGUGGCAUCUGGGGCCCACACCCCGAGCAGGUCCUGACACAGCCUUCUGGUGCCUUCCUGGGGAAGGUGGGCUGGCUGUUGGACCGAUCUGUAAGUUGUCGUCCCGUUUAGGUGCAAGCUCCCAUACCUGCUGCUCACUGCUGGUACUCAGCCCAAAGUCCCUGGUCAUGUUAGCACAUCACUAACCUUCCUGUCCGCACUGUGGAAACAAUCCUGGGAGCUUUAGACAUGCUCACUGUUGUACAAGCGUCUGUGGACACAUGUAAAGUAAACAUUAAACUGUGCUUCUGUUCA
Messenger RNA from Peromyscus californicus insignis, 3136 nucleotides. It is a transcript of the gene Kctd10, whose product is annotated as potassium channel tetramerization domain containing 10. Gene Ontology annotation, cellular component: Cul3-RING ubiquitin ligase complex. Gene Ontology annotation, biological process: protein homooligomerization; protein ubiquitination; negative regulation of Rho protein signal transduction. NCBI's taxonomy places the organism in Eukaryota, Metazoa, Chordata, Mammalia, Rodentia, Cricetidae. The transcript is spliced from 7 exons. Bases 130 to 1080 code for a protein of 316 amino acids. The record is from RefSeq and is a predicted model, not a curated record. Gene Ontology annotation, molecular function: protein binding; ubiquitin-protein transferase activity.